GUCCUGUGUCAGGAUAACAUCGUAGACGAGGACCACCGGACGGUGAGACCGGACUAAAUGGAAGCAGCGGAGGAAACUCUCACUUACCUACAUGACACCGGACUUCACAGGAAGCUGCUCCCAGGGGACAAGGAGGACAAAAAGAAGAAGGAGGUGGAGGACAUUAAAGGCCACGAGUCCAACUAUGUGGAUCUGGACAUGAAACCGGAGUGCGCAAAAACUGUGAAAGUGACUUUUACCGGCGAGGGGAACCAGCUGUCUGUCAUCAAAUGCGACGGCUCGAAGCAGAGUACCGGGGAGGAGUGGGGUGAGCCCCCGGUGGAGACCCAACUUCCAGACUCCGAUCAUGGCUCAGAGACCGACGGGGGGCCGCUCCAGGACGAGCUCGACCCGAGCGACUGCAGCGAACACGUGCGCAGCGAGAGCGACGAGCUCCAGUACACCGACAUGUACCUGAACAGUAAGACCGAGUCAGACGACGGAACCAGCGCCGUCCUGUCCGACCACAGCGGCUCAGACACCGUGGAGGACGAGUCCCACUACAUCACGACGCAUGAGAUCCAGCUGACCGAGCUCGACCACGACGUCGACUACGACCUGGGCCGCGGCACCUGCUGGGAGUUUGAAGACGACAACCUGGUUUACUCAUUUGUGGAUUACGCGUCUUUUGAGAGCGAUGAGACGCAGGAGGGGACUCUGGUCCUGGAGGGCAGGAGUCAGGGCAAACCGCAGGCUAAUCUUGGGGGAGCGGCUGUCAGCACCGAGCAGGAGGAAAGUGAUCUGUGCGCCAGCUCUGAUGAAAGCGUGUGCAACAAAACCGAAAGCGGAGACGCCAAUACUGGGCAAAUCCAUCUAUCCAUAAAAGCCACCUCCAGAGCAGUGAACGAGCCGGUCUGUGUCCCUGAGAGCAGCACCUGUGGUUACGCAAAAGACUUUGGAGACAGGAGCCACUUCUCCUUCGUUAGCUCCGGCGCCAGAGCGGGGCCCUUGAGCGAUAGGGCUCAAUAUUUCAUCCCCGCGCCGGGCCGUCAGCACCUUGCAACCAAACUGAGACGGAAUGAGUAUUCCAGCGGAGCCUCCAGCUCCAUCAGCGAGCUGGAUGACGCUGAUAAAGAGGUGCGUAAUCUAACCGCCAAGUCUUUCCGCAGUCUGGCAUGUCCAUACUUCGAUGCCAUUAAUCUUAGCACCUCCAGCGAGUCCUCCAUGUCGGAAUAUGGGCUAAAUAAAUGGUCAGCCUACGUGGACUGGAAUUAUGGAAACAUAUCGCGGGGGGGAGAGCGCAGCGUAAUUGCGCACAAGACUUCCAGCGCAACAGUGGAAAUGAAUAACACUGUGGAGAGUAAGAGAGACGGUAAGUCCACUACAGACACGAAAUCACCACAAAGCAAAAUGUACGCACUGAACAAGAGAACAACUUUUCAACAAGCUUCGAGCAAAAAGAUCCACGUGAAAGAUCCAGUUCAGCCAAAGCAGCGAGGAGUGACACUGAAUUUCCUCUGUAAUGUUGAAGCCCCUGAAGGCACCAGGCGUCCAAAAUGCUCCAAGAAUUCACGAUCCACCGAGGAUACCGGGGCAGUGUCGGCCAGAUCAGGAUGUGACAUGCAGUAUCAUCUCACUGAGAGCACAGGGGACACGCACAAAAGGGCCAUUUUUGCAUCAAGUUUGUUGAAAAAUGUGAUUUCCAAGAAGAUGCAGUUUGAGCAGGAGCGCAAAAUGGAGAGGGGUGAGAUCCGUGACAGACAGAGGAGUCUGGGAAGAGCUUUGCACAGACAAACCUCAGAGUCAGGCUCAGGGCUGAGUGUUAACUCUGCUGAUGAUCAGCACCUGGAGGACAGCAGACCCAGUUCCUGUGGGCCUGCAGACGAACCGAAAACCAACAAAGCCCAAGAAGAGUCAGAAAAGGGACAACAUGAGUCUCCAAAAGUAUCACUCAGCCACAGCCAGAGCAGUGCAUUCAAUUCAGUGAAGGCAGAUGAGCCAGAACCUGUAAAGGAGGCUGAGCCCACAAGUGACACACAACACACUGCAAAGGACGGAUUAGACACCAACAGCAUGCUGACAAAACUGCUUUUUGUUCCGAGCUACCAGCUUCACUCAAAAGAGAAGGGUUUUGCAGAAGACAUGAGCCACACACCUGCCACAGCGGACGGCCUGCAGAAAUUUGAAAAAGACGAAAUAGGAAAGGGGGGGAAACCACCUGAGAUAAAAAUACGCCUGAGAAGUGUGAAAGAAAAUAAAGGCUGUACAUUGAAUAUUGCCAGCCUGUUAACCCCUAAAAUAAGUUACAACUCUGUUAACACAUUCAGGGCAGCAGGUGAUGCUAAAUGUCACAUUCUAUCUACAACAGAUAAAAUGCCAAACUUCACAGUCAGAGACAUAAGAGACACCAAAUGCAAGUUUCAAACGCCGAUUUAUCGCGUCAGGGAUGUGCGUAAACUGGUAAAAAGCUCAUAUCGCUUUGUUUCUCUGGACAGUAUUGAGAGUAAAUAUUCCACAGCAGCUGAUAAACUUGAGGAAAAGGGCAAAACGGAGCCAGCGAAACGUUUAUUACCAUCUCCCAUUGUGAUUAAAUGUCACUCUGUGAAGAAAAAUGCUAAAUCACAGGCCACCGAGGCAUCACAGAUCCAAGCAGGGCCAUGUGAAACAGCCCAAAGGGAAAGUGCACCAUCACAUUGCAUGACGGGCAGGGUGCCACCUGUCGUGUCCAAACAGCUACACACUGACCAGUCAGAAAUCCAAUCAAACACUGAAACCAAACUGACAAAGCAGAGGCAGGUCCCAGGGGAGACAGUGGAUAGGAGGAAUGAGCCCACGAUACCAAAACAGGCUGCUAUAGAAAAGCUUAAAGCUGCGGUCAAAACAAUGGAGCAGCUUUAUGUGUUUGAUAGAAAUGAAUGGAAGCGUAAAUCUCAAGCUCCACAGCCCAUCACUGACAGCCAUGUGCUCUCACUUAUAGCCAGAGAGGAGCAAGGAGGAGAGCAGCUGGAGGCAACGAACACCGACAGGGUCCCUCAAGCCACAGAAACAGGCAGAGCUCAGGAACGUGAGAGAGCUGUUGAUAUAAUCCAGGUCCCAUAUAACACCGACACUUUUAAAACACAAUCCCAGCCGGGGAAAAUAUUUAGCAACAAAAGCGUCCUUCAUUUUGGCAAUGGCAAACAGCCACGUGUCAGCAUUAGUUCAGUCAGAAACUCUAUUCCACAAAGCUCUGCUCCGCAAACAUCAUCGACUAUGAAAAGCUCCAGGGCACCGGCGGCUCCUCUGUCGGUGAAAAUAGAGCCACUGAAACACGUCCAGGUGCAGCAGGGAAAGGUCAAAAUCAUUCCCACUAAUCCCACUGUCACACAUGGCUGCACAGACUCCGAGAACUAUUUAACCAUCCCGGGGAUGGGGUACACAAGUGAAAUCAAACUCUCGAGGGAGGGGAGUCAAGCCCACACAGGUGAUGGCAAGACACCUGAGCAGAAAAGGUCUCCGUUAAUCAUGGAGUACCCAUCAACGAGCAUCUAUCAUCACCCUGCAGCAGCGACGACGACAGGGCCGCAAACCCAACCGCAGGUGUUGUGCUUCUCUCCCACUAUGUCUAUGAGCAGAGAGGCAGCCCCACCGAUCCAGCGCAAGAUGCUUUUGGACCCCACAACAGGACAUUAUUACAUGGUGGACACUCCCAUACAGGCCACCACCAAGCGACUGUUUGACCCCGAGACAGGCCAGUAUGUGGACGUACCCAUGCCCCAUUUGCCAGUGGCCCCUGUCAGCCCUGUGCCUCUCUCCUUGUCCCCCCUGACACUGAGCCCAGGAGCGUAUGCCCCCACCUACAUGAUCUACCCAAGCUUCAUCCCCUCGCCCACUCUCCAGGCUCAGGCCGUGCCGCCACAGUCUCCGGGCCAGUCUGAGGAUGCAGGCGGGGACAAGGUAAAAAAUGCCAGAAGUCCAAGGCUAGAAAAGAACACAACAGGUGCAGAGAGCGCGUAUUACAGUGCAACGGGAGAGGCUCCGCAGGGGCCACUGCAGCUACCUGUGAGUUUGGGACAUGUGACCAGCAGAGGAGGCGGAGCGAGCUCAGAGAGGAAGCCGGUCAUCAGCAUCACAACGCAACAAGGUCCAAGAAUCAUCGCCCCUCCUUCCUUUGACGGAACAACAAUGAGCUUUGUAGUGGAGCAUCGGUGACCAAGGAAACACCUCAUCAUACAUACAUCUCCUGUCAAGAAGAAUCUGGAUUCAAUCACCGUAAGUGCAGUACUUCCCCAGUCACUCCACCCUGCGAUCCACUCCCCAGGACAACUUCCAACCACAAUUUAUACCCCCACUUUGUUGUGUUGUUUAUCUGUGCAGCAAACAUUACUGUAUUCUCUAUGCAUUGCAGCACUUUGUAGGGUACAUGGAUUCAGCCGAAUCCUCUGGCUGAUGCUCUGCCAUGUUGCUUUAUAAAUCAGCUUUGAAAUACUUUCCAUUCAGCUGCUGUUUAGAAAUCGUAUCUCUGCUGAAAUGCUGUUUGGGCCCCACAUCAUGUCUAUUCAAAAGGAAACAAGGCAGGUCUUCUAUUAGAGUUCAGUGUCACUCAUCAUCGCCAAAGUCAUUAUUUCAUCACGUUAUGAGUUAGACUGUCUUGAAAGAAAAAAUUACA
Messenger RNA from Paralichthys olivaceus (Japanese flounder), 4627 nucleotides. RefSeq names its product chromosome unknown C4orf54 homolog (gene cunh4orf54). NCBI's taxonomy places the organism in Eukaryota, Metazoa, Chordata, Actinopteri, Pleuronectiformes, Paralichthyidae. The record is from RefSeq and is a predicted model, not a curated record.